Molecule: messenger RNA, 1662 nt
Organism: Hirsutella rhossiliensis
Lineage: Eukaryota; Fungi; Ascomycota; Sordariomycetes; Hypocreales; Ophiocordycipitaceae
Product: minimal binding motif of hap4 for binding to hap2/3/5 domain-containing protein
Exons: 1
Coding region: 1-1662 (553 amino acids)
Cellular component (GO): nucleus; RNA polymerase II transcription regulator complex
Molecular function (GO): DNA-binding transcription activator activity, RNA polymerase II-specific; transcription cis-regulatory region binding
Source: RefSeq, a predicted model, not a curated record
AUGGCCAUGGCUGCCGUCAUCACGCCCAGUCAUCCGACUCCCGAAGCCCCCAAGAUGUCCAUGACGUCCAAAGAAUGGAUCAUCCCCCCGCGUCCCAAGCCCGGCCGGAAGCCCGCGACGGACACGCCCCCCACCAAGCGCAAAGCACAGAACCGGGCUGCCCAGCGCGCUUUCCGUGAGCGCCGGGCGGCCCGGGUUGGCGAGUUGGAGCAGCAGCUCGAAGAGCAGAUCGAGGCCCACGAAAAGCACGAGGCCGAGCUCAAGGACCAGAUUCACGGCCUCGAGCUCGAUCUGCAGUCGUUUCGCUCGCGCUGCAUGCUCCUGGAAAACAUGCUCGAGCGCGAGCGCAAGGAACGCAUCCGCGCCGAGACCCAAACCGAGACGCUCAGGCGGCAGAGCGGCGACGCCUAUUUCCGAGCCUCGAGUAUCAGCGGGCCCCCCGGCCACGUUAAUCUUCAGCAGCACAGCGCAGGUCGCCAGUCCCUGCGACACAGCGUGGCCGACGGGCGCCAACCCCAGCACGCCAACAGCAGAAAUUUCUCCAUCUCCCAAAUCGUCUCGCCUCCACACGCCCUGAGCGUCAACUCGCAACAGCACGACGACGCCGACGUGCCUCUCACCUGCGGCAACUGCUCGCCCUCCGGGCCCUGUGCGUGUGCCGAAGAGGUCCUCGCCUCGGCCACCAGCGGCUGUGGCAAGUGCGGCUUCGGCGCGCCGUGUCAGUGCUUAGAAAGCUUGGUGGGCGUCGCCGAUCAGCAAGUCUUGAAGCGGCCGCCAUCGCCGUCGAACCCAAUGUCGAGCGGGAAGCGGCAUCAGCCGACCGCAAGCGCCGCGUUGGACAGCGAAACCAACCUGACAUCGACGUUUGCCGGCAAGUCCUCCUCGCACAACACGCAGCAUUCUCUCUUCCAGGUGGCAGUGUCGGCGAGCCAGAUGCCGUCGUCCGACUCGUUGCCCCUCAAGGACCGGUGCGGCUUCUGCAAAGACGGCACGUAUUGCAUGUGUGCCGAAGAGGCGGCCAUGGCCACUCCUGCCAUGACGCCGACGGCAGAGACGCUGCCUCCCAUUUUCCAGCAGACCCAGACGCCGCCGCCGUCGGAGCCCGACACUGUCUCCCCGCCGCUGGUCAUGGAGAUGACGGCCGACGGCGCCGUCAAACUGCCUCGGCGCACGCGCGGGGCUCGGCCCCACAAGAAGCCGACCAAGGCCAACCCGGGUGGCUGUGGCGUCAACGGCCCCGGCACCUGCGCCCAGUGCCAGGCGGACCCCAAGUCGGGCCUCUUCUGCAGGCUCAUGGCAGCCAAGUUUGACCGCGAGCAGGGCGGCUCGGCGGCUGCGGGCGCUGCCGGCGGUGGUGGCGGUGGCUGCUGCGGCGGGAAAGGCGCCGGUGGCGGCUGCUGCAAAUCCCGCCCUGCCGCCGAGAAGAUUACGCUGCCGAGCCUGCCGAGCCUCGGGCUGAGCUGUGCCGAGGCGUACCAGACGCUGUCGAGCCAUCGCAACUUUGACCGUGCGGCCGAUGACAUUGGGUCCUGGCUACCCAAGCUCAAAGCCACGACGCCCACCGACAGCCGGCACCAGAACCGGCAUGCAGUCGAGGUAGAGGCGGCCAGCAUCAUGAGCGUGCUAAAGGAGUUUGACGUUCGCUUCGGGAGGGAGUGCUGA